UCCUGUUUUUUUUUUUUUUGUUUCCUUGCUUUAUAUUGAUUUAUUCUGCAUCGGCCGGCGUCUGCUUGUGUCUCUUCAUCCCAAAAGUCUUCUUGCUACAACUGAAUCACUCGCUACUGUUAGCUGUCACUAUCGAUCCCACUUCUACCACUUGUGCUUAUCGAUAAGCAACUCCCUAUUCCUCCACACGUGACACCAGAACUGCCAAAAAAUCCCGCCACGUCAUAACCAGACCGAGGAAAGACCAAUCAAGUCAUAGCGUCCUUGGAGAUUGGAUCAGGUCAUUGAAACCAACCGAACCGACAUUUCUCUCUCCGCUCCUUUCCAGAGUUUUAUGCCCAUCAUCUUUGGGAUUUCCCGUCAUUAAAUUCAAUCAUUUGAGAACUGGAACCGACUUUUGUCGACAUCAUGUCCGACUCCACGCUCUACCUAUAUACCUCCCUGACGGCGGGGUCCUCUCACAUCAUCACCGCUACCUCCCGCUUGGAGACGAUUCUCAAGGCCAACAAGCUGCCCUUCCGGGCCCUGGAUGUCGCCACCGAUGACGCCGCCCGAAAGCUCUGGGGCCGCCGCUCCAAGGGCAAGAAAUUGCCAGGGCUUGUCAAAUUCGGAAAUGUAGUCGGGGAUCUCGAAGAAAUUGAAGAAUGGAACGAAUACGGUGAGCUGAGGAUGCAGAUUGAAAGCGUCGAAGACUUCGGAGAUUCUCUCCCUGCAACAAGCUACCCCACAACCUCCGCAGCUACAACAUCCACCUCCGCCGCGGCGCCGGCUUCCGCCCCUAAACAGAGCACGAUCAAGAUCCAGAACCCGCCCUCCAAGGAGGAGCACAAGGAGGCUUCGAUCCCGCCCGCGUUGCGCCAGGCUGGUGAAGAGGCUGCCGCCAAGGCUAAGCAAUUGUCGUCGUCGCCCGCUCCCGCUGCCCCUACCCCUGCCGCAGCCGUAGUAGACGAGAAGAGCGAGGUGUCUGCCUCCAAGGUCGAGCAGUCGUCGUCGUCGCCCGCUCCAGCUGCCCCCGCUGACCCCACCCCCGCCGCCGCCCCUGCAGCAGCAAAGAUACCAGAGGACGGCAAGAAAACCGAGGAGGAGCCCAACCGUACGGCGCAGGCCGCUCCAACCGACGCGCAGACCGCCACAGAAAGCGAACAAGGCGCGGCCGCGUCCACCACUGUACGUCGAGAAAAGAGUUCAGUGGCGCCGCCUGAGAUUAACAGCUCGUCCAGUCCUAAGGGGGGGCCCGAAUCAACACCAGCAGAAGUAGGAGAAGCAGUAGGGGAGGAAGAAGCAGUAGGAGGAGAAGGAAAAGGAGGAAUGGGCGUUUCCCGACCCCAGCGACCACGCCUAGUACCAGAGAUCGCAGCGGAGUCAUCAGCAAACUUCCACGCCGACAGUGCCCAAGCCCUCGGGUUAGUCCAACACCACCGAGGAUCCAUCGUAUCAGCCACGUCGCCCGAGGAGAAAAAGAAGGUCGCCCAGGACCUGCGCACGUCUGUCUCUGGCGGCCAGGCAGAAGAUGUUAUGGCGGCGAGGGUCCAAGAAGCGAGGAUUUGAACCUGGAUUUGAGUUGUCGGUGUUGAACGCCUUGUACCAAAAUGGCUUUGUUUUACAGCUUGCUGGUUGUGUGAUCGCUUUUAAUUUUAUCCUUGUAUAUAGAUACCUGUCUUUUUUUUUUACCUUUCUCCCCGUUGUUUCUGCCUUAUGGCUUUCUGUUUCGGUUUACUUCUCACACAUAUUUGCCCCUUUGGAUUUCUUUCCUUUCCUUUUCAGUCUACACGCUGGUGGUCCUUCAAAUUGGUAGGGCAAUAUUCUAGUUCUGCACGGAUGACAUAUGUCUUGUCUUGUUAUUUCAGCCUGAAUCAUUGAUUUUGUUAUUAUCAUUAUCCAACUGCCAUAUGACUAGCUCUGUUAGCAGUAGAUAUUAUAGUAAGUGUAG
Messenger RNA from Aspergillus candidus, 1930 nucleotides. RefSeq lists its product as uncharacterized. Gene Ontology annotation, cellular component: cytoplasm. Lineage: Eukaryota; Fungi; Ascomycota; Eurotiomycetes; Eurotiales; Aspergillaceae. The transcript is spliced from 3 exons. Bases 409 to 1548 code for a protein of 379 amino acids. The record is from RefSeq and is a predicted model, not a curated record.